CUUUUUGUUGUGUGGCCGUCGGCCUACCAAAGUCCAUCAUCUCUCUCUCUCUCUUAUCUCUCUCUGACUCUCUCUCUCUGCAUGAGAAUCGAAGAUCGAAACAGAGCAAGAAGCAAGCAAGCAAUAUGACAACAAACAAAGCAGGAAGCGCAGCAUCAAUUGAAGGUACCCAUGAGUGUUGCAUGUGUGGGGAUUUUGGCUUCUCCUACGAGCUUUUCCAAUGCAAGGCCUGCCAGUUCAGAUCUCAGCACAGGUACUGUAGCAAUCUUUACCCAAAAGCAGAGUCCUACAGAAUCUGCAAUUGGUGCCUCACCCAGAAAGAAGAAACAAAAGAAAAGUCGCAGAAUUCUUCAAAUUCUUCAUCUUCAUGCAAAAAAGACCAAUCCCAUCAAGAACAUCUUCAUCAGAAUCAUGAUUCCAAGGUCAACAGAAUAAAAAAGAAUUCACCGAAAGCCAGUCAUGAUCAUCAUACACAUGGUUCUGGUCUAAGAGGCAGCAUGAAGCUUCAGCCAAGUGGCCCUAUAAAGAAGCAGAAAUCACUUGAUCAUCAUCAUAAUCAGGUCUCAUCAUCACCAAGAUCUCCGUCUCUGGUCAGAAAAAGGAUCAUCACAAAUGGAGCAAAGGAAGAGGCUGAGAAGAUUAGGAGGACAAGUUCAGAAGAGAUAUCAAACAGAAACAGAAUCAAUAAUCAUGGGAUCACAAGGCAGGUGUUUAGGAGUAGGGUGAGGAGGUACAAGCUUCUGGAUGAAGUUUCAAGUCAAUGACCCCAGUUGACUUGGCUAUUUGGCAACUACUAUUCCUAUUUCCUUUUCUCGAUCAACUUUAUUUUCUAGAAGACAUUGCAUAGAAAUAUAGAUGGUCCAUGAAUUAUGAAAGAUAAAAUUUGAUUCAAUGUGAAUAAGCCAUGGGAGUGGGAGGUGAACUUGACAUUUAUUUGCAUAUUACUUAGUAAUUUGCAAAUAAAUGUGAAAAUAAUAAGAUCUUAGGUUAGUUGUUCAGUACAUCAAAUGCGUAUGAGUUAGACAUUUCAAGAAAAAUGACAUAAAAGGAGACUUACUUUUUUUUUU
This is a messenger RNA of Rosa rugosa (rugosa rose), 1067 nucleotides long. RefSeq lists its product as uncharacterized. Bases 126 to 764 code for a protein of 212 amino acids. Lineage: Eukaryota; Viridiplantae; Streptophyta; Magnoliopsida; Rosales; Rosaceae. The transcript has 2 exons. The record is from RefSeq and is a predicted model, not a curated record.